AGCACGCAAGUAGUAGUAGUGUUGGGUGCCAUUGUGCAAGCAACUCUGUCGAGUAUACCUGCGUCUGUAUUUGCGCGUAAGACAAUUAUUAUAACAAAGUAACGAAGGAUAUUUAUUUAAGAAGAAACAACGAACAACGUAUGGAGAAAGAAGACAAGUUUUAUCGCAGAUGCAGUUUUGAUAAUUUCAUAAUAACCAAACAUACUUAUAAAAGCAAGAAAUACAUCUUCGUCGAUUGUGUUGUACGCAAUACACACGUGUGUUGCCUCGAGCUCGAUAGCUAUACUAUACAUAUACACAAUGCGAUGUGAUCGCCGAUGAUACGCAACGAAAUCAUAAAGAAAUUCUUUCGCGCGUCAGCGAACACUGAACGAGCAUUCGGAAAGAAGGCAACGACUCUUGAGAAAGAGAACACCUAAUCCAACGGUACAACCUGUUAGUCGUUUCUAGACUCGACUUUUAAAAUCAACAUAGUAAUGGACCACCCACUUAACACACGAACUUUGAAUAUCUAAGGGGAUCUUUAGAAAAAGAAAGACCAACUUUUAAGGGACAAGUUUUGGAAGAAAGAAAUUUUACCGGACAACUUUUAGGAACAAAAAAAAAUACAAAUGUUGUUGAGGGAUUCAAUAGAUCUAUAAAUAGAAAGGAAGAUAAACAUUCCUAACAAGAGGGACGGAAAAGGAAUAAAGGAAAAAGAAAAACCCUAAAAAGGAGAAUAGUCGAAGGAAACGAAAAUGAAUUUAAUAGGACCUUUUGGUUUUGCGGCAAUAAUAUUGUCCCUUGUGGUCAUCCUAGGCGAUAUACCUACGAUAUCGUCACAAGAGCAUGGCAUUCUUAUACCUGCUGACGAAUGCGAUUGGAUCGGAAGUGGUGGAGGUGGCCGGGGAGUACGACCCGUUUAUCUUCGAUGUACAAGAGGGACUGUUUUAUGGCAUUAUCCUCGAGGAGCCUUGAGGAUAGUUUUAUCAGUGGGUGCUGCAACGAGUAACUCAGCGAUUGGAUCUCGAUCUGGUAUUAAAAGUGUUUCAUUGGCAAAUGAAAAGAAGGUUAAUGAAAUUGGGCCCAAAUCGAAUUCCGGAUCAAGCGGUUUUCGCGUUUGCGUUAAGGCUUCAGGUCCAAUAAGGAUAUAUUUGGAAAGCAACGGUACGCUGAGGGCAGUUUACUCGCCGCGAGAUGGAAAGAACGAAGCGUCUCAUCGUUGCUUUUAUGCCAAAAAACAACGUACAGCUCUCUUCGUCGAGGCAGACGAAUUAACCAUGAAUAAUAAUCGUGCAAAAUUACAAUACGACGUGGAACCGUUUGUUGUUAAUCAUCGCACGCCGAAUGAAUCCGACGAGGAGGCUGAAUGUAGACCUUGUUCAAUGAAGGAACUCGCUGAGGCUUAUUGUCAGAGCGAUUUUGUUGCUAGAGGUACCGUCACUUCUGUCCAAAGGAGACCUGAGCUUGAAGCUUCUGAAUUAAUCUUUAGGAUAACGAAAAUUCUUCACAAAGUCGAGGAAUCUGAGACCAACGAGGUAUUCUCCAUUCUUCCAAAUUCUCAUCUCGAAAAAAACAUCCGUAUAAGAGUAUCUUCUGCUUGUGACGCUCGACAUGGCCAGGGAGAAUUUGUAAUAAUGGCACGUAGAAGACUCGACGAUCUCAUUCUUGUUUGUGCACCAAGACUAGAAACUUGGGCGGAAGUCGUGCGUGAAUGGAUCACUGCACCGUGUCUGCUAAAAAGCUAGCGAUUAAGAGACUAUUAACAUGCUCUCAUCAACUUCUUCUUAUCAUUGCAAUUAUAUGUAUAAAGCCUAUAUUCCAUUAUUAGAUAUCAGAAUCGUCCCGAACUUUCAAAAAGUAGUUUAAGUAAGCACAGUGCUGAUAUUAUAUAUUCAUGAUGUAGGUAACAAAAACAUAAUAAGAGAUAAACUGCAUAUCAUUCGAUAAUGUAAACAUCAUAUAGAAUAUCACAAUUUAUCAUAGAGAUUAUUUAUAUUUUUUGAUAAGUAUGUGCUUACUUACUACCGAGUUCAUUUUCAAAGAUAUAUUGAAAAGGAUUAACAAUCUUUAUCUGUAUCUAUAUAUAAGAUAUAUAUUUUUAUCUAUAUAUAUAGAAUAUAUUUUAUACGAUGUACAUGGCUUACAAGAGUAAGUGUACUUCGUGCGCAAGAUCUCUAAACUGUGAUAUUAUUCUUUUAUAGAAUGAAGAAUAACGUGACGUAUAUAUUAUCUUAAUCAAUAAAUUUUUACUAAACUAGCCUGUUUGUCAUCUUUAACGUCGUACGUAAUAGAAGAGCAAAAAGAGAGAAACAUACUCUCUCGCUUUUGUAUACGCGAAGAAACUUUAUUUUCCUUAACGUGAGAACUUCCGCUGCGUAGUUAUGAUCACUUUUCAUAUAUAUUCGCUUUGAUAAUCAUUUACGGUUCAUUUAUUAUUUUUCUUUUUUUUCUUUUGCAUUACAUAUGAUAUCGUUAUAGCUUUUAACUUAACACAAUCGACAGACAGAUCUUUAAUUGCAUUAUUUCGUAAUAAGGAACUAAUACAAAUUAGAAGUAAAUUACAAAGGUGAAAUCGCCACAAAAAGACGUUAUUAUUGUCUUAAAAUGUAUAUACAUCUACAUACGAAUAAUAACGUCAAAAAAAUCGUGCACAAA
Messenger RNA from Polistes dominula (European paper wasp), 2637 nucleotides. It is a transcript of the gene Metrn, whose product is annotated as meteorin. The record is from RefSeq and is a predicted model, not a curated record. Lineage: Eukaryota; Metazoa; Arthropoda; Insecta; Hymenoptera; Vespidae. Gene Ontology annotation, molecular function: hormone activity.